Tripterygium wilfordii is the source of this 2840-nucleotide messenger RNA. RefSeq names its product pentatricopeptide repeat-containing protein At5g46460, mitochondrial-like. The transcript has a single exon. The record is from RefSeq and is a predicted model, not a curated record. Lineage: Eukaryota; Viridiplantae; Streptophyta; Magnoliopsida; Celastrales; Celastraceae. Gene Ontology annotation, molecular function: RNA binding; zinc ion binding; protein binding. The coding region runs from base 101 to 2230 and encodes 709 amino acids. Gene Ontology annotation, biological process: RNA modification.
ACAGACAAAAUUAUGUACUGCUAACUAAACGGUGCGUUUUUACGUCCUUUAAUAGAGUACAGACCGGGAGAUCCUUGCCAGAUGACCGUUAGAAACAGCAAUGUCCCUGUGUCGCGCCAAUUUACGAAGUCUAAAAUCUGUGAGAACCUUUGGCUCAGUUUCGGUUUCACAGUCCAACUCUCCUAUAUCUCUAACGAAAUCCUUCAAAUCAGUCACGCAUUAUGAUUGGCGAAGCACUGAUUCCUGCAAAUCUUUGAUAUUUCAUCACCUGAAGAACAAGAGAUUAGACGAAGCUCGCAUGAUUUUUGAUAAAAUCCAGAUGCCAGGUGCGCAUUUAUACAAUAUGAUGAUCGUUGGUUAUGCCCAAAAUGAAAGGCUUGACGUUGCAUUGAGCAUGUUUGACGAAAUGCCCGUUCGAGACUGUGUUUCUUGGAAUUCGAUGAUAAAAGGGUGUUUAGAUUGUGGGUGUUUAGGCAUAGCAAGAAAGCUGUUCAACGAAAUGCCUGAGAGGAGUGUUGUUUCUUGGACAACCAUGGUAAAUGGUUAUCUUCGGUUUAGGCAAGUCGAGCUGGCUGAGGCGUUGUUUCAUGAGAUGCCAGCGAGGGACAUUGCUGCCUGGAACUCGAUGAUUCAUGGAUAUUUUAGUUUUGAUAGAGUGGACGAUGCCAUGAACUUGUUUGAGAAGAUGCCUCGUAGGAAUGUGAUAUCGUGGACUUCAGUGAUCUGUGGGCUUGACCAGUGUGGGAAGAGUGAGGAAGCCUUGAUUCUUUUCAGGAAGAUGAUGGUUUCUGGCGUUGAGCCCACUUCCAGCACGCUCAGUAGUGUGUUGACUGCUAGUGCUAAUGUGUUAGCUUUACAAUUGGGUGUUCAGGUUCAUGGUCAAGUAGUUAGGUUAGGUUACUGCUUCGAUGAAUUUAUAUCUGCUUCACUUAUCUCUUUUUAUGCAAACUGCCAGUAUAUAGAGGAUGCUUGGAAGGUUUUCAAUGAAAAAUUGCAUGAAAGUGUGGUGGUAUGGACUGCUCUUUUAACAGGAUAUGGUUUGAAUGCUAGACACGAAAAUGCACUGAUGGUUUUUGGGGAGAUGAUAAAAAUGGGCAUCCUUCCAAAUCAAUCUACAUUUUGCAGUGCGCUGAAUUCGUGUUGUGAAUUGGAGGAUCUCGAUAAGGGUAAAGGAGUCCACACGACAACCAUUAAGCUAGGCUUGGAAAAUGAUGUCUUCGUGGGUAAUUCUCUUGUUGUAAUGUACUCUGAACUUGGACAUAUAGAUCUUGCUGCAGAUAUAUUUAAGAGACUUGGGCACAAGAAUGUUGUCUCAUGGAACUCAAUUAUUGUUGGUUGUGCACAACAUGGAUGUGGCAAGUGGGCCCUGAUAUUCUUCACGCAAAUGAUACGUGCAGGUGUGGAUCCAGAUGAGAUCACUUAUACUGGGCUGCUUUCUGCUUGUAGCCAUGCUGGGAUGUUACAGAAAGGUAGAUGCUUCUUUGAGUAUGUUAGUAGAUAUAAACCGAAUGAGGUGGAGCUCCGGCAUUAUGCUUGUAUGGUGGACAUCUUGUGCAGACUUGGGAAGUUGGAGGAAGCAGAGAAGUUAGUUCAGAAUAUGCCAAUGAAAGCAACUGCCAAUAUAUGGCUAGCUUUGCUUAGUGCUUGUAGGAUAUAUUUGAACAUACAAGUAGCUGAAAGAGCUGCAAAGAGCAUUUUUGAUUUGGAAUCACAUCGUGCUGCUGCUUAUGUUUUACUGUCUAAUCUGUAUGCUUCUGCUGGUAGAUGGAGAGAUGCAUCAAGGGUGAGAACGAAGAUGAGAGCGGAAAGAAUUGUCAAACAACGAGGGUGCAGUUGGAUAACUUUCAAAGGAAUAAGACAUGAGUUUCUUUCUGGAGACAAGUCCCACCCUCUCAGUGAUAAACUUUAUGAGAAGGUGGACUGGCUGGGCGGGAAGCUGAAGGAAUCUGGAUAUAUUCCUGAUCAUAGGUUUGAUCUGCAUGAUGUUGAAGGUGAGCAGAAGGAAGAAAUGCUAUCGUACCACAGUGAGAGGCUUGCUAUUGCAUUUGGGUUGAUAUGUACAGUGGACGGUACUACAAUAACAGUGAUGAAGAAUCUUCGGGUGUGUGGGGAUUGCCAUUCUGCCAUCAAGAUUAUAGCAAGGAUUGUAGGGCGUGAGAUUGUUUUAAGAGAUUCUAGCCGCUUUCAUCACUUCAGGGAUGGUGUUUGUUCUUGCGGAGACUAUUGGUAGUGCUGGUGCGUUUUUCUGAACCUUUAGACUUUUGCAGGGGCUCUUUGUGAUGUUGGCAUGAAAGGCAUGACAUCACAUUUAUUCAAAAGGCUUAUAGUGCUCGCGAUCAUUUGAGCACUUGGAGCCCCUCGGCAACACAGAAAUAAAUCAAUGAUGCUUUAGCUGACCUCUACUGUUUUCUCAAGUUUCACGGCUGGUGUUCGGAAUUGAAAGACUUCACCAGUCAGCCAUGCUAGACCAACACAUAAAGGAAAAUUGCCUCACACUGGAAACACAUAAAGGAAAAUUGAAGUUAAAGUACAUCAGACUGGAGAAACAGUAACAGUACUUUGGAUGGUUCUCUACAAAUGUUUCAAAUGUAUAUCUUAAUCAAAUUAAUUUUAUAGCCCCCUUGGAUUGCUAUAAUCAUUGAUUAGUGUCAUUAGGAUAUUAUGUGCUUGAUAUAUAUAUAUGGUGUAGUUGUUGUGGGAGGAAGGAGACAUAAGAAAGUAAUUAGCUUAUUAGUGGUAUGUUAUAGGAUAAGAUAAAAAUUUUAAAGUUUUUUUUAUUGGAGUUAGUGUCCAAAAAUUUGGAAAGUGUACCGAUUUGGAAUUUUCCCUUGAAUAUAUGA